UGUACACCGAACUUGCAAUGGCGAAACUUUACUUUUUGCUACUCGUUUUUUUAAUAAAAAUUACAAAUCAGAACAAAAUAGGCUUGUACAAGUGUUGUCCUUUUAAAUACCAUGUAUAUAAUGGAGAAUGUGUACCAUCUUCAGUUGAUCGUAAUUUUUCGGAAGUUCUCAUAUACGAUAAGGAGUUAAGAAGGACCAAUGCAGUGUUUCAAGACGUAUUUAAUGUGGUCAUAUCUAAUGUGAGCCGAUCUUUUGAUUUGUCACUGUUUGAUUCCGUAAAACUGGUUCAUGAUGGCAGUGUCAGUGUCUACUAUUCAUUGCCGAACUCGUUCCCUACUUAUAACCUUUUAAAUAAUAACUCUUUCUGCAUCGAUUUUAUUGAAGAUGACUCUACACACAAUCUUACGCCCAACUUUUGGGAAUUAGAAGCAGCUCCAAGCGAUGAACCUGUAUGGAGAAACUAUUAUGUUAUAACUGCAUUAUUAGUAUCAUCCAUCUUCCUAUUACUAGUUAUCAUUGUGUAUUCCAUAAUCCCUGAAUUACGUAACACACCAGGAAAGAUUUUGAUGGCAUAUAUAAUUAGUUUACUGGGCGCUUUCUUGUCAUUGGCUAUAACACGAAUCAUAAUGGCCAACACCAAUUCUGUAACGCCCGAAUUUUGUUUUAGUUGCAAUUUCAUCAUUUGCUUCUUCUUCUUGUCAUCUUUCUGUUGGAUGACAAUCAUGGGAUUUCGCAUGUGGCGAAGCUUCAGGAUAAUUAUAAAACAUGAGAGAAUAUCUAAAAGGAGAGAGAAUAUUAUUCUCAUACGAUGUUGUGUUUUUGCUUGGGGAUUUCCUGCACUACUAUCAACGUUCAUUGUAGUCAUUGACCAAGUGGAUCUGACCAGUAUUCCUUGGUUUAUUAAGCCCAACCUUUUACAUGGAUGUUUUCUUAGCGGUAAAGAAAGAAUGCUUUAUUUCUAUGCUCCAAUAACGAUAUUAUUAUUUGUCAAUUAUAUCUUUUUCUUCGCGACUGCAUGUAAUUUUUGGAACUUAUAUGGAAAUCCUGAUGUUUUGAAUAAAGAAUCUAAAAUGAAUGGAAUUAAAAAUCGGUUAAAAGUAGUCAUAAGGAUUUCCCUACUAAUGGGAAUUUCCUGGGUCUUAGAAAUGAUCAGCUCCUUCUAUCCUGACUACAAUAUGAUCUGGUAUAUAUUGGAUACAUAUAACAUGCUGAUUGGUGUCGCGUUGUUCGUGUCAUUUGUAUGCAAGAAAAAGAUUUGGCACCGAUUAUUUCGUAGAAGGAACGAGCUGCCACCUAACUUAUAUAUGGACAAUCGUGAAAUGAUACGCUUGAACUCUCUAUCUAGACUCUAGUUCAAGAUAUUAAACUAAUAAUAAACUACCUGUAUAAUAAUAUGUACUAAAAAAUAUAAAAUGAAUACUUGAAAUUUCUAGUCCACAUAUUGUUUGUGAAUACAUAGUGCUCAUAAUAAUGGAUCUUAUCUGACGCAAAAAUAUUGUCGUCCUUAUAGGCCCCCACAUGCUACGGUACACCUGACAGGUCCUUCUGUGCAGGUAUACCUGCGCAAGUGGACCGUAACCGGUAACGUGUCUGGGGGUAGACCUGUGCAGAUUUUUAAACCUGUAGGUAUGUGUACAUGCGAUCGAAGCUAGAUCGAAAAUCAAUAAUUCCUGGGUGUAUCCUGAAUGUCCCCCACUUGUCAGGUGACCUGCACAGUGCACAAGCAAACCUGUACGGUAGA
Messenger RNA from Colias croceus (clouded yellow), 1741 nucleotides. Its product is annotated as G-protein coupled receptor Mth2-like. The record is from RefSeq and is a predicted model, not a curated record. Gene Ontology annotation, cellular component: membrane. Bases 18 to 1352 code for a protein of 444 amino acids. Gene Ontology annotation, molecular function: G protein-coupled receptor activity. Gene Ontology annotation, biological process: cell surface receptor signaling pathway; G protein-coupled receptor signaling pathway. The transcript is spliced from 8 exons. Lineage: Eukaryota; Metazoa; Arthropoda; Insecta; Lepidoptera; Pieridae.